CUAAAAUACUGACCUGCAUUACCAAAAAUGCGCUUUAGUCAUGCAUAUGCUGAUUUACAACUUGUUUAAGGUGGUAUUCCAUGAAAACAAUCAUUUUACGAUUUUUCUGUACAUUCCUGAUCAUAGUCCGCAUGCGGUGGCGGGUUACCUGCGUUGGAGCAACCUACACCACAGCAAUUAGCACUUGAUAUGAUUUAGCUCUAUGCAGUUAUAAAAUGGGUAUUUGUAGUGAAGUUUUAAAGCACUGCACCUUAAAACCUAUUCGAAUUCAAUGUAAAAAUGGCAAGUUAUUCUCGGAACACAGAGCAAGGUACACAAGCUAACUGCACUUGUACUCUACUCAAAGGGCCGAAGCUGGUCAUUAUUGACACUAUGACUGCAUGGGAUGGAGAAAUAUUGACGAAGGCCUUGCUAAGCAAUAAUGUUAAUUGCAAAGACAUCGACUUCGUUAUCUGUACUCAUGGACAUUCCGAUCAUAUCGGAUGCAAUUACCUUUUUCCCGAAGCAACUCAUAUCGUCGGAAAUUGCAUAUCUCACAAAAAUAAUUAUUAUGCGCAUAACUUCUCAGACAGUCCGUACAAAAUAGACGAAAACGUACAAAUAAUACACACACCGGGUCACACUUUACAAGAUGUUACAGUAUUGGUAGAAAAUGAAAAUGGUAUUACCGCCAUUGUUGGAGAUCUCUUUGAAAAUGAGGAUGAUUUAGUGGACGAUACUAUUUGGAAAAAUGCAGGCAGCGACUCUCAAGAGCUGCAAUUUCAGAAUCGAGACAAAAUAUUGGAAAUUGCAGAUUGGAUCGUUCCAGGACAUGGACCUAUGUUUAAACUGAAUAAAUAAUUUAAAUUAUAAACUUA
Photinus pyralis (common eastern firefly) is the source of this 857-nucleotide messenger RNA. Its product is annotated as metallo-beta-lactamase domain-containing protein 1. The transcript is spliced from 2 exons. Lineage: Eukaryota; Metazoa; Arthropoda; Insecta; Coleoptera; Lampyridae. The coding region runs from base 280 to 840 and encodes 186 amino acids. The record is from RefSeq and is a predicted model, not a curated record.